AUAUACUUUCCUCUGAGUCUCGUCUCCACCCGCAGACUCUGGUAUCUCCUUCGACUGAGCUGUAAGACUCGACCGCAAAUUCGUGUACACGGGCUACGCGCAGUUUUCCACCUUGCCUCGUGGGCCAGGCAGGGCAACUAUAUUCGAUUGCGAGACAAUGUCUGGUAUCAACCACGAUUGGGACUGGUACAUGCCGCCGCCAGCGACGAAGCAGACACCGGUCCCUGAAGCCAUGAAUUCCAAACCAGGCAACGUUACCGAGCUGGAUCAUCGAAAAAGAUUCGAAGAGGAGGACGCAUCUGUGGAUGGCGAACUACUUAGUAUAGCUCAUUUCGACUCCAGAUACGAACGAGUCUCUAGACUGAGUGUUGAAACCCAAUCAGAUACCGCAUCUUUGUCCACAAAUUCAAGCUGGAGACACAGUAUCAGAGACCCCACACCCCGGCAGUCCUACAAAUCCAUUACCGUCUCCAGAUCUGUCCGUACUUCAGCUUUCGAUCGAAUCGAUGAAGAGCUUGAGAAUAAAAUAGUUGUUGGGGAAUUCAAAAGCUUGCACCGAGUUCCAUGCCGUCGCCAUGCUUCACCUCCUACCACGACUUCCCAGAAAUCAGACUUCGAGACGCGAUCUCAAGCUCAGCACAAAAACGUACCAACCUGUCCAGAUUGUCUUUAUUCAGCCAUCCAUAACUUAAGCUGGUCUGCUACAUAUCUUAGCCUUCACGUUUUCCAGGCAGAGCUGAAAUUGACCAGCUUGUCUGAUACCACAGCUGUUGAUGUUGUGGGAAAUUCUGCUCUGCAUUAUGCUGCCGCUGCUGGUGCACAUGUGGCGUGUAUCAUUUCGCUCAUACAAGCUAAAGUCAAUCCAUAUCACAUCAACACUGAAGGCCAAUUGUUUUUACAUUGCCUACAACCAAAUUGGACAGCAGGACAGAACUCUGUCCAAUUGUGGAGCGUAAAUCUCAUUACCACACUUAAGUUCUUACAACACUUGGAUCUAACUGGAUCAGUCGCAUCGUUUCGUUGGCGAGAUAAUGAAGGUCGGACGUUCCUGGAUACCAUUGCCUCUCGUAUACAAGAUGAUAAUACGAAAGAUCAAGUUUUUCAACUCGUUCUGAAUGCAGGUUAUUCCAUGCAGCUUUCUGAUCACUUCCUAGAAAUGAUUGUGCGGGAUCCCCUUAACGCAAGUGAUGAUGUCUCUACUACUAAAAAGAAACUACAAAACGCUUGCACAACUUUCGACCACGCCCUAUCUGAUCCGAACUAUGUCGACACUACGACCAGAGAUAACGUCUUCCAUGCACUGUCCAGAUUGAAACUCCUCGAAAAUAAUACUCUCAUAUCGAGGAUCGAGGACUUCGCUUCAAAGGACGUCGACCUCAACCACUUAAAUCGAGAGCGCCAGUCCCCGCUUACAGCAUUCAUACUCAACAGACCUUGGCCCGGUUUCGAAAACCAAGAAACCGGAGCCACGAUGUCGAAAUACCUCGACGCACUUCUGUGGAAAGACCGCCGACGGUUCAUCCCGAACAAAAUCAAUGUCAACAUGCGAGACGGAAAGGGAGCAACUGCUUUAUACUAUGCUGCUGUCCGAGGAAGGCCUGACUCUGUUAGGAGUCUUCUUGAUGCGGGGGCCAAUCCUAAUGCUCGCGUGGGAGUCGAAGGCCAGUCUCGGAGCAUACUUGAGGCAACAGUGAGUGCUCUCGAAAGUGAUUACACCCAGGAUGCAGUGAAGCUGCAUGAGUACGAUGAAGUUAUCUCUUAUCUGGGGCAUGAAGGAGCAGUGAUGUCUCCGACGUUGCUUCAGGAAAGAAGGGUGUGUGCAAAUACUGUCAGAUUGAUGCCUUUGUGAGGAGUUCUUUCGCGGAUCGAGUCAGCCCCGGAUGUAUGGAGUCAACGAUGUACGAGAAACGCAGUUCAAUUGUACUUAUACUUUGCUUUUGAGUAGACCUCUGCGAGUUUAUUGCACGAGAGACUGUGUCCUGGUGAAUGAACUCUCAUGACCGAUCUUUGCGAACUUGUAUGAUACUUAUAUCAGACCAUUGCGGACCAUAUUUUCAUG
Mollisia scopiformis is the source of this 2059-nucleotide messenger RNA. RefSeq lists its product as uncharacterized. Bases 158 to 1849 code for a protein of 563 amino acids. Gene Ontology annotation, molecular function: protein binding. Lineage: Eukaryota; Fungi; Ascomycota; Leotiomycetes; Helotiales; Mollisiaceae. Gene Ontology annotation, cellular component: cytoplasm; nucleus. The transcript is spliced from 2 exons. The record is from RefSeq and is a predicted model, not a curated record.